Molecule: messenger RNA, 4140 nt
Organism: Nycticebus coucang (slow loris)
Lineage: Eukaryota; Metazoa; Chordata; Mammalia; Primates; Lorisidae
Gene: DNAJC18
Product: DnaJ heat shock protein family (Hsp40) member C18
Exons: 9
Coding region: 78-1154 (358 amino acids)
Biological process (GO): cellular response to misfolded protein
Cellular component (GO): endoplasmic reticulum membrane
Molecular function (GO): Hsp70 protein binding
Source: RefSeq, a predicted model, not a curated record
CCCCGCGGUCCGCGCCCCCUUCUCUUUCAGCCUCGGGCUCUUGGGAGGCUCGGUGGACCUGCUGACUGGGAAGCGAUAUGGCAGCGACUCUGGGCAGCGGGGAGCGCUGGACCGAAGCUUACAUUGAUGCAGUUAGAAGAAACAAAUACCCGGAAGACAGACCUCAUGAGAGUCCUGACCCCUGUGGUUGCUGUAACUGCAUGAAGGCACAAAAGGAAAAGAAGUCUGAAAAUGAGUGGAAUCAGACCUGGCAGGGGGAGGGAAGCUCUACUUACAGUGAGGAACAGCUGCUUGGCGUACAAAGGAUCAAGAAAUGCAGAAAUUACUAUGAAAUUCUGGGAGUUUCUCAAAACGCCAGUGAUGAAGAGCUUAAGAAAGCUUAUAGAAAACUUGCUCUGAAAUUUCACCCAGACAAGAACUGUGCUCCUGGAGCAACAGAUGCUUUCAAAGCAAUAGGAAAUGCCUUCGCAGUCCUGAGCAAUCCUGACAAGAGACUCCGCUAUGAUGAAUAUGGAGAUGAACAAGCCACUGUCACAGCCCCUCGAGCCAGACCUUAUAAUUAUUAUAGGGACUUUGAAGCUGACAUUACUCCAGAAGAGCUAUUCAACGUCUUCUUUGGAGGGCAUUUUCCUACAGGAAAUAUUCAUAUGUUUUCAAAUGUGACAGAUGAUACUCACUAUUACCGCCGGCGGCACCGACAUGAGAGGACACAGACACAGAAGGAAGAGGAAGAAGAUAAACCUCAGAUGACAUAUUCUGCAUUUAUUCAGCUACUUCCAGUUCUUGUGAUUGUGAUUGUGUCUGUUAUUACUCAGCUGCUGGCUGCUAAUCCUCCAUAUAGUCUAUUCUAUAAAUCGACCUUGGGCUACACCAUUUCUAGAGAAACUCAGAACCUGCAGGUGCCUUACUUUGUGGACAAAAAUUUUGACAAGGCUUACAGAGGAGCUUCUUUGCGUGAACUGGAGAAGACAAUAGAGAAGGAUUACAUUGAUUAUAUCCAGACAAGUUGUUGGAAAGAGAAACAACAAAAGUCGGAGUUGACCAAUUUGGCAGGAUUAUACAGAGAUGAACGAUUGAAACAGAAAGCAGAGUCGCUGAAACUUGAAAACUGUGAAAAACUUAACAAACUUACUGGCCUACGCAGAGGUGGCUGAGAGGAUAAUGAUCCUACACAGGAGUGUCCAGAAAUUAAAAACUAUUGAGCUGUGAAACAGUUUGGUGGACAACUCAAGAGCAGGAAGCAAGGCCCAGGGGUGAAGGUAAAAUGCAAGACCUAGUCUCUGCUCCUCAGUGCAGAUUCCUCAGGCCAUCAUUGAACCCAGAAAAUGUUUUUUUUAUCAUUUCCUCUUGGAAUCAUCAUUUGGUAUCUCACACUUGAGCAGAGUUCCUACACCUCACACAGAUACAGAGUCAGACCCACACAAGGCAUUGCCAACCAUCCAGAUUUUGCUCAGGCCUAGAGGUAGAGGGGACAGAUACCCUCUCUGUGGCUACAGUGGUCUAGUAUUUGCGGUCAUUUUGUUUAACAAGUGCCCUAUAGUUUGUGAUCUGAGAUGCUUUUUCAUUCAUUUAACACUUAUUGAGUGCCUACAAUAAGGAAUGGGCUCUCAUUUAUUUUCUUCCUCACAACUCUGUGAAGUAGAUGCAUUAUCUCUGUUUUUAUGAAUGAGAGCAAACAUUAGCUUAAGGAGGAUAAAUGGUUGACCUGGGUCAUACAGCAGAUAGUAGCAGAACUAGAUGGUAGGCUGAUUAUCAAGUAGAAAGUGGGAGAGAUCAUCCUCAUUUCUCAGAUGAUUCUUGCCAGUUUGGCAAAGCAAAAUCUCUUUCAAGGAUGCCUCUGUCCCCUGUCCUUGAAUAAUCCUUUCUAUGUUCUGGAUCCAUCUACUCCUGCAUCCAUCCAGGAAAACUUCUCUGUUGGUCUUUAGGAAACUGGACCCUUUCUACACAGAUUCUGCAAAGAAAAUAAGAGGCCCCUCAGAUGCAGGCAUCCCUUCCCACUGCUGACAGGAAAAACUAAGUCAUUCCUGGGCUGUGUGGUUUUUUCAGGCCUUCCUGUGGAAGUGAGCUGCUAAGAUUGAGCUGCCCAGAUUAUCUUGAAUCUUUGAACUUGAAAAUUUUGCUAGGUGAGUAUGGUCUAUAUUCCAUGUUCUCUUCAGGUUGGAAGAAAAGUUUCUAUUGGAAAGAGAGUCUAUAUUAAAACUGAUUUCCAAAGUAAAGUUUCACCAUUCAGAUGAAUGCUCAUAAUUUAGACAGCACUAUCUAGCAUAGUUCAUCAUUAAACAUUCCACAGUAGAUGGGUUUAUAGGUAAGGAAUUAGGGCUUUGGUGGCUAGUAGCAGACAAUUGCUGAGUUUGGUGGGGGAGCUUUUCUAGAAAAAGCCAAGUUUUGCUGCCCAGCUUGGCCUAUUCUGGUUUUGAGGGACCUUCUUGACCCCCUCUAAGAGACUAAAGGAUGUACCCAUGAGCCAAACAGGCUUAUGGAAAGUUGUUUUCCUAUACAUACAAAAAUCAAAGCUUUCCUCUCUCCAACCCCAGCCUCUGCUAGAAAAUGGGCCAUAAUGAAACUGAGUUGGCAGGCUAAAAGACCCUGCUCUAGUCACACAGUGAUGAGUUACUUGUGAUAAUACUAACCAGAGACAAUAGUAACUAACUCCAUUAAAUGUCAUGUCAAUUGUCUAGUUUUUGUAUCGCUGAUGGUACUGUCUUAUUACCAACAGACCACAACACUCACAUUGGUUUCUUUCAAGUGAACCAACAUUCUUUUGGUUGAAGAAUAGUUUAAUCUAUGUGGUACUGUUCAAAAUAUUGUUAAACUAUGAUUUCCUGCCUGGGUUAUAUUUUAGAUGAGUUAUCUGCAUGGUGGUAAAAUAGCUUUUUCCUCUUGCCCACAUCCUUUGGAAGAUUUCCUGAUCAUAUAAAAAUUCUUUAGGUAAAGCUUAUUCAUGCUAUCAGAACUUGGCUCUAGACAAGCCAAGACUAAUACAGCUCUAGACUGUUUUAGGGGGCUAUUACUGCAGUUUGGAGACAUCUGUGAUAGGAGUGGGGCUCAGAAAUAAGGCUGAGGCUCUAGCAGAAACUGAAGCUCUCAUUCAAAUAAAGAUGCUAUCUGCAGUGAGGCAGAGAGGAAGAAAAUCUUUCUCAACACAAAAACACUGCAGCUUGAAGGAAUCUGCAUCCGCCAGAUUAGCAGACGAGUAGGGCUCGUCUAUUCAAGCCAGAAAACUUCUAAGCUUCCUUGAUAAGCUCCAGGCCUCAUGGCUUGGGAGAAGUGUCCAUUAAAAAGAUGUCAUUGCUAGCUCAGCACCUGUAGCACAGUAGUUGCGGGGCCAGCCACAUGCACCAAGGGUGGCAGGUUCAAACCCAGCCCAGGCCAGCUAAACAACUGCAACAACAACAACAACAAAAAAAAAAAUAGCUGAGCAUUGUGGUGGGUGCCUGUAGUCCCAGCUGAGGCAAGAGAAUUGCUUAAGCCCAAGAGUUUGAGGUUUCUAUGAGCUGUGAUGCCAUGGCACUCUACCAAGGGCAACAUAGUGAGACUUUGUCUCAAAAAAAAAAGAGAGAUUGUUGCUGUGCUUUCUUUUGGAAACUGUUAGAAAUUAGAGUGAGUUCCAGACACCACAGAAACAUGGGAUCCAGCAGUCUGAUCAAGCUAUGUGUUAUUCUCAUUUUCAUCCUCAUACUCAGGACUGGCUUUGUGAGGAACCACUGCUGGGAUUCCAGCAGCUUUCUGUUACAACUGGCUACACAUGCAAGUUCAUUGUUUCUGCAUGCACUGCUCCUCACAGGAGCUAGCACUUAAUUUAUGUUUAUUUUGGACUUAUUUAAGAUGUAAGCUUAGUGUCCUAACAUUUAUUUUUGGAAAGGGCCAAGUUAUGAAACACCUUAUUUUUGGAGCCUGCUUUGUUAAUACCUCGUGCAAUGACCACCAAGUAAAGAACCGUGUGUUAAAUAUUGAUUAAUAUCAUGUGCAUCACACUCAGUAUUUAAAACUAAAGAUGUGAAUAUUCUGUGUCCAGAGCCGGGAAUGACACAGAUGGGAUCAGCUCCUGGUGGAGUAAGAGUCCUCAAAAAUCUGUUCACCUAAUCCACUGCAUCUGGAAUGAGUGUAUUUUAAAAAGACAAACAUUAAAUGGUUUUAUAU